AUGAAUGAUUCAGGGGCAUCUGAACAGAAUGGCUUGGGACUUAUCACCGUUCCGAGAGACGAGCCUGAGGCUUCAGAGGGAAGGAAUGCUGACGGACUCAUAGCCCAAUUGAUACAACAAGUGGCCGAUAUGCAAAAUGAAAUUAAGCGAUUGCGAAAUCUCACUAACCUGUCCAUUACCCUCAACACUCCUCCUCAUGAACAAAGAACAAGUGCGGCAAUCCCACCAUCCUUUUCGCCUGUCGACUCGCCUGCCCCUCAACCAUUUCCCUCAAACCCUCCACUUCACACAAUCAAUCCAAACACUACUAAUUCACCUCCCGUCCCACAACAAACUAAUCCACAGCAAACCAUCUCUCAACAAUCUAAUCCACAACAAGCCACCCCACAAACAACUAACCUAGCCUUCCCGCAACAAAAUAACCCACAACGAGCCAUACCACAACAAAAUAACCCGCAACAAGCCAACCCGCAACCAGUCAAUCCACAACAAGUUAACUUUCAACAAGCUAAUCCAUUACCCUUCACCACCCCAUAUAUUCCUCAGCCUUCAGUUAUCCAAAACAUCCCACUCAACCAGACUACCCCACUUACCCAAAGCUACCAAGCAACCCAACACAUACCUUUGGCACACGCCGCUAACCAUAACACGCAGUAUGUGCCACCGGUAUAUGUAGCGGAAGCUCAACCCUUCACUACCACAUUACAAGCCGUGCCGCAACCAGAGGCUGAUCCUUAUGAGGAGAUAGAAAGGGAAGCUAGGGCAAGAGCGGAAGAGAACGUUGCAAAGGAGAUUCGUAGUCUGAAGGAAGCAUUUAGAAGCAUCCAAACUCACAAAGGAUGUGAAGGACUGGAAUACGAGGAUCUGUGUAUUCAUCCCGACAUUGAGUUGCCUGCUGGAUAUAAGGUGCCGAAAUUUGAUAUGUUUGAUGGAAAAGGAAAUCCUCGGGCUCAUUUGAGAUCGUACUGUGACAAGCUUGUUGGAGUAGGGAAAGAUCAAGCCAUUAGGAUGAAGCUGUUUAUAAGGAGCUUAACAGGAGAAGCGCUUGAUUGGUACACAUGCCAAGAUCCGCAGAAGUGGCGUAGUUGGGGAGAGAUGGCGCAAGAAUUCAUGGAUAGGUUCAGGUUUAACACUGAAACUGUCCCAGACAGAUUCUAUCUGAUGAAGUUGGAAAGGAAGUCAACAGAAACUUUCAGAGAGUAUGCUAUGCGGUGGAGAGCAGAAGCCGCAAAGGUCCAGCCUCCGAUGGCGGAAAGUGAGAUGACGACGCUUUUUGUACAAUCUCUAAAAGAUGCAACAUACUACGAAAGGUUGAUAAGCGUCAUCGGGCAAAAGUUUUCUGAAGUUAUCAGGAUGGGAGAUUUCAUAGAAGAAGGUAUCAAGACAGGAAGAAUCACAAAUUUGGCAGCCUUGCAAGCAACAAGUAAGGCAAUUCAAUCAGAUUCAAUUGGGGGAGCAGUUAAGAAGAAGAAGGACGGAGUGUCCGCGGUCAUGACCAUCCAGGAACGGAUACUCCAACCGAUUCAAGGAAGAGUUCCUAACCCCCUUCCUGGAUGGUAUGAUGGGACUAAGCAUUGUGCGUAUCACUCAGGAGUUGCCGGACAUGAUACUGAAAAUUGCCUUACUCUUAAAGAUAAAAUUGAGGCGUUGAUCAAAGAAGGAGUCAUCCAGCUCAAAGGGGCUCCCCCAAAUAUAAAUGACAAUCCUCUGCCCAAUCAUGGUGAUGCAAAUGUGAACAUGAUCGCCAUUGAUGAAGAAUGUAACCUGGAAGGGACUAUUGUACCAGUCAAAAAAGAGGAAAAGGUUGAAUCAUCAGCCUUUAUCGCUCCCGUAAUUACAGUUCAAGUGAGGGCACCGAUUGAAGUGGAAGUGCUCACUCCCAGGCCUAAGAUCACAGCCUUAGUUGCUCAGGCACCUUCUUUCAACACCAAAGCAGUUCCUUGGAAUUACUCGGCUGAUGAAAGGAACAAAGGAAAGGCAAAAUUGGUUGUAGAAACUGUUGCUGCCGGGAUGACAAGAUCUGGGCGGUGUUAUGCCCCCGAAGAGGUAGCGCGAGGGCCACCGAGUAAAGAAAAUAACCAAAAGAAGGCUGUGACCGAGGCUGAAGUAGAAGAAUUUUGGAGGAAGAUGCCAACUAAAGAAUAUUCUGUGGUAGAACAACUGAAGAAAACACCAGCCCAAAUUUCUUUAUUAUCAUUAUUGAUGAAUUCUGAAACCCACAGGAGCGCUCUAGUGAAGGUACUGAAUGAAGCUUAUGUUCCAGCUGAGACCUCUAGCGAGAAAUUUUCAGCCAUGGUUGGAGAAGUCCUGGAAGCCCACAAAGUCUCUUUUCAUGACGAUGAGUUACCACCUGAAGGUUUGGGGUACAACAAGGCAUUGAACAUCACAGUCAAAUGCAGAGAUAAGUUCAUUUCUAAAGUAUUUAUUGAUGGAGGUUCAGCUGUUAACAUAUGUCAUGUCGUUACUCUUCGAGCUUUAGGAAUUGACAUCGGAAAACUUCGUGAUAGUCACGUGAGGGUCAAAGGUUUUGAUGGAGCUCAAAGGGGGUGUCGUAGGGGAAAUUGA
Lycium ferocissimum is the source of this 2565-nucleotide messenger RNA. RefSeq lists its product as uncharacterized. Bases 1 to 2565 code for a protein of 854 amino acids. The transcript is spliced from 2 exons. The record is from RefSeq and is a predicted model, not a curated record. NCBI's taxonomy places the organism in Eukaryota, Viridiplantae, Streptophyta, Magnoliopsida, Solanales, Solanaceae.